Messenger RNA from Gilbertella persicaria, 1135 nucleotides. RefSeq lists its product as uncharacterized. The transcript has 4 exons. NCBI's taxonomy places the organism in Eukaryota, Fungi, Mucoromycota, Mucoromycetes, Mucorales, Choanephoraceae. Bases 107 to 1114 code for a protein of 335 amino acids. The record is from RefSeq and is a predicted model, not a curated record.
AAUAAAAUACCUUUGCCACUCCUUUUUCAUAGUGUAUUUCUCGAGAAUUUAUUCAAGCCAUUUCUUUCUUUCUUUUCACCCAUUCCAUUCUUUUUUUAUUAUUAUUAUGUUUAAAACUAUCUACAGACUAAGAGUAUUUGAUCAAGAAACUGCUCAGCAUCACCCAAUUCAUUUAUGUGGUCUCAAGGACAAACAACCUACAUUUAAUGAUCUUGUACAGAAAAUUCAACGCAUUACAAAGACGACACAUUUGGAUGACUAUGAGGUCAUCUUUUCAUCUCAAAAUACAGAAAUUUUAUUAAAAGAUGACCAAAGUUUCCAAAAGGUGCUUCGGUCUUUGACGUUGGAUCAACAACGACUUGAUAUUUCUCUUAAAUCAAAACAUAAGCAUUCCAUCAUCAAAGAUUUACCUAGGCUGGUUGAAAAUCCUUUAAUGGAACAAGAUAUUCCGGUCAUUAAACCGACUGUAUUAAGAUGGACACCGCAUCAUCAUCAUCAUCAUCAUGAAGAGAGCGAGCCAUACCGCAAAAAACAACGUACGAUGAUGACUAAAGAUCACCCUCGAAAAUUACCUGAGCCAACAGCCACAACACCUCCACAUUUACCUUUGAUAAGAAACAGUAUGUUAAUGGACUACCCCUUACAUCCAUUGGACAUGAAGAAACCCUCUACAACCCCUUUGUCUUCGCCACCUUCACCUCGCCUAUCGCUCACAUUACCCACACUCUCUUCCAUCACACAACCUUGUUCACUUCAGAAAUUUGGUUCUCAACAUUUAGCUCCCAUUCGACAAAGCAUGCCUACCAAACCAUCCAAACGAACUCGAGCCAGUGUAGGAAGUACACAUCAUAACCAUAUCAACAGUGGUGUAUUUCUCUGUGAACAUGCUAUAGGCAAAAAUAGGAUUUGCGGACAGACAUUUCGCCGCUCUUAUGAUCUAUCUCGACACCAAACAAUUCAUUUAGAGAAUCGACCUUUUUGUUCCUGCCAUCAAUGUGGCAAGAAGUUCACGCGUAUGGACGCAUUGAGACGUCAUGAAAGAGUACAGGGUCAUCAUUCCUCUAAGCAUCGUUCCAUGUCAACUUCUGCAUUACCUCCUCUGGAUAAAAAAUAAUAUAUAUAUAUAUAAAUUUGU